This is a messenger RNA of Diaporthe citri, 1575 nucleotides long. RefSeq lists its product as uncharacterized. The record is from RefSeq and is a predicted model, not a curated record. The transcript has 4 exons. Gene Ontology annotation, molecular function: RNA binding. The coding region runs from base 1 to 1575 and encodes 524 amino acids. NCBI's taxonomy places the organism in Eukaryota, Fungi, Ascomycota, Sordariomycetes, Diaporthales, Diaporthaceae.
AUGGGCAAGGUCAAGGAGGCAAAGGUCAGCAAGACCAAGGCGGAGAAGCCUUCGGCUGUCAAGGCUGCCGCUGUCACCAAGUCUACGUCGACCCCCAAGGCCAAGUCUAAGGCCACAGCUCAAGAGGUUGCCAAGAAGGCCACUUCCAAGAAGUCCAAGAAGCAGGAGUCCUCUUCUGAGUCCUCCAGCUCCGAAUCCGAGUCUGAGUCUGACGACUCUGCUUCCUCAUCUGACUCUGAGUCCUCCGAGUCUGAGGACGAGAAGCCCGCGCCCAAGGUCAACGGAAAAGUCAACGGCAAGGUGAACGGCAAAGCUAAGGCCGCGGAGUCCUCUGACGACUCCGACUCGUCGGAGGAUGACAGCGACGACAGUGAUGACAGCGAGAAGGAGACGCCUGCCAAGGCCAAGGUGAAGGCCACCGCCCCUGCUGCUAAGAAGGCUGCUGCUGCUGCUGCCGAGGAGUCGUCCGACUCCUCUGACUCCUCCGAUGAUGAGGAGGACAGCGACGAGAAGCCUACUGCUAAGAAGGCCGAUAGCUCUGAUGAGGAUGACAGCGAUUCCUCCGACUCUGAUGAUAGCGACAGCGACAAGAAGGCUGCGAAGCCUGCUGCCGCGAAGGCUGCCAAGAAGGCUGAGGAUUCCGACUCUGAAGACUCUGACGACUCCUCCGAUUCGGACGACUCCUCCGAUUCCGACAGCGAGUCAUCUGAUGAGACCGAGGCACCAUUCGCCGCCAAGAAGCGCAAGGCUGAGGAGGCUGCUGAGAGCUCAGCGAAGAAGACCAAGACCGAGGACGCCUCUGAGGAGAGCUCUACCCUCUUCGUUGGCAACCUUAGCUGGAAGGUCGACGACGACCUCCUCUACAAUGAGUUCCAGAAUUGCAAGGGUAUCACGAAUGCCCGCAUCAUCACCAACAGGGAGGAUGGCCGCCCCCGUGGCUUCGGCUACGUCGACUUCGACACUGCUGAGAACGCCAAGGCUGCUCUGGAAGAGAAGCACGGUGCCUACCUCGACGGCCGCGACAUGCGUCUUGACAUCUCCAGCGGAAAGCCCAAGAACGACCCUGCUGCCCGUGCCGGCGACCGCGCCAAGAAGUUCAACGACGAGAUGAGCCCUGAGAGUGACACUAUCUUCGUUGGUAACCUGUCCUUCAACGUCGACGAGGAGGCUGUCUCAGCUUUCUUCUCCGAGGUUGCUGAGAUCAAGAGCCUUCGCCUGCCCACCGAGCAGGAAACCGGACGGUUCAAGGGUUUCGGUUACGUCUCCUUCAACUCCGUUGAGGAUGCCAAGAAGGCUGUCGAAGAGCUCCAGGGUGCAGACCUCCAAGGCCGUGGAGUCCGCCUGGACUUUGCCAGCGGCCGACCAGACAACGGCGGUGGAGGCCGUGGUGGUGGCCGAGGUGGGUUCGGCGGCCGUGGAGGUGGCCGUGGAGGCCGCGGUGGCUUCGGAGACCGCGGUGGACGUGGCGGCUUCGGCGGACGUGGCGGUGGACGUGGUGGAUUCGGUGACCGCGGUGGACGUGGAGGCGGUCGUGGAGGCAGCACCGGCUUCCAGGGCAAGAAGAUCACGUUCUAG